AUGCCAAAGUGCAAAUCUCCGAUGAAGUCUCGUCAACGUAUUGACACUGACGAGUACAAUGAAGUAUGUCAGGAAUCUGACAACUUUAUUAAAAUCGCAGAACGUCAGCUCAUCGCUACAAUGUCGAUGACUGGCGAUGAAAAAUGCAUUACUGCAUUCGAAUGGCAAAACAAGUGUCAAAGAUAUAAGAAUAUUUUUAGAAAAUUUUUGCAUAGGUCAGAUUUCUCUUCUUCUCAAAGAUCUAGAUGUUUAAAUUUAAGCCAGAAAUUGGAAUACUUGCGUUGCCAUUUUGAUGCUGUAAUGAAACGCGGUGCGGGUGUGCAAGUAGCGAAUGAGAGAAUGACAUGGGUGGAUUUUGAUGAAGCGUUUGACGGUAGAUUACAAACUAGUGCUGUAAUGAAUUUAGAUUACAUGGAUAUUAAUGAAUUCCUUGACGAUGCCUUUAGUUUAUUUCAAGUGAAUAUUCAAAAAGCUUUAAAUAGGUAUGGUCCGAUAAAAGUUUAUACUGUAUUGGGCGCGAAGUUUAUUAAAGAUUCAGUCAACGGUAUAGAAAAGUCUGAAUUGAAAACUUUUAUUGCGAAAACAGAAGCAAUUUUAUCGACAACCCCGUUAGAUGAGUGGUACAAUGUUAAUAUUAAACAAGUUACCUUAAAAAGAAUUGAAGAAUUCCAACAGAAAGAAUCUAAUUGGAAACUUAAUUCUAUUGAAAGGUUGGAGGUUAACAUUAACAAGUACAACCCUAUGCGUGCAAGUUCUUAUAUCAAUUUGCCAUCUGCUAUCAAUCGAAAACAUGCUUGCAUUAAUGUUAAAAAUUUUGAUAAUCAGUGUUUCAAAUGGGCAAUAUUAUCUUCUUUGCACCCAGUUGAAAAGAACGCUGAACGAGUUUCAAAGUACAAGUCUUAUGAAGGUGAAUUGAAUUUUACUGGAAUUAAGUUCCCUGUCUCCCUUAAUGAUAUUUUUAAAUUCGAAGCUUUGAACAAUAUUUCCGUCAACUUGUAUGGUCUUGUUAAAAGAGAUGAAAAGUUUACAGUUUCACCUCUUCAUCUUUCAUCUCAAAAGAAGAUAAAUCACGUCAAUCUUCUUCGAAUUGAAGAUCAUUAUAUAGAUGAAAAUCUAAGUGAAGAUGAUGAUGAUGAAAAUGAAAUACCUCUCAUCUCUUUUAACUAUCAUUACGUCUGGAUAAAGGAUUUAUCUAGACUUGUCAGUUCAGACUUAUCAAGGCAGAAGAAUAAGAAAUACAUUUGUGAUCGCUGCUUACAUUAUUUCCUUGAUCAAGAAAAGCUUACUGAACAUGAGGAGAAUUGUAGAAAAAUGAACAACACAAGAAUCAAAUUACCCAAAAAAGGUCAAAAUACAGUUGAGUUUAAAAAUUUUCAAAAUAAGGAGCGUGUGCCCUUUAUUAUUUAUGCUGAUUGUGAAAGUCUUUUAAUUCCUUCAGCAGUACCCCAAGAAGAAACCAAUACUGAAGUCUUCCAAAAUCAUAAAACACUUAGUAUUGGCUACUAUUUAAAAUGUAGUUUCGAUGACUCUUUGUCUGUGUACAAAGCAUCACCCAGAGAUGAUGAAAAUCCAGCUAAAUGGUUCUCUAAAGAAUUAAAGAACUUGGCUGAUGAUUUAGAUUCCAGAUUUAAAAAUCCAGUUCCUAUGGAAACAUUAAGUCCACAGCAAAUGGCAGCCUUUAGAAAUGAUAAUACAUGUCAUAUUUGUAAAAAGAAAAUUGCGCAUGGGGAAGUAAAAGUAAGAGAUCACUGUCAUCUAACAGGGAAGUUUCGUGGACCCGCACACCAAGAUUGUAACAUUAAUUACCAUGAAUCGCAAAUCAUACCUGUCGUUUUUCAUAACCUCAGUGGUUAUGAUGCUCAUUUUAUUAUUGAUGCAAUUGCUACCGAAUUUGAAGGUAAUGUUAAUCUGCUUCCCAUAAAUAAAGAAAAGUAUAUUAGCUUUACUAAAAAUGUUAAAGGUAGUUAUCUAAAAUUUCGUUUUAUUGAUUCUUUCAAGUUUAUGGCAUCAUCAUUGGACAAGUUAGCAUCCUAUCUUGACGAAUACAAAAUUGUAAAUUCCGUAUUUUCCAAUUACAGUGAUGACAAAGUUAAAUUGUUAACGCGAAAAGGAGUUUUUCCCUAUGAGUACAUUGAUUCAAGGGAAAAACUCGAUGAAACUCAGUUACCGCCGAAAGAAAAAUUUUACAGCACUCUAAACGAUUCGAAUGUUUCAGAUGAAGAUUAUGCACAUGCGCAGAAAGUAUGGAGUGAAUUUAAUUGUAAAAAUUUAGGUGAUUAUGUGUAUUUGUACAUGCAAACCGAUAUAUUGUUACUCGCGGAUAUCUUUGAAAAUUUUAGAAAUGAGUGUUUAUUAGCAUAUGGCCUUGAUGCAGCACAUUACUAUACAACACCUGGACUGACAUGGGAUGCCAUGUUAAAGUACACGAAUAUAAGUUUGGAACUCCUCACAGACAUUGAUAUGGUCAUGUUUAUCGAACGUGGGAUAAGAGGUGGGAUUAGUCAGUGCACAAAUCGGUACGCGAAAGCUAACAAUCCUUACAUGGAGAAUUUCAAUGAAAGUGAGGAGACAUCUUACAUCGUGUACUUUGACGCAAACAAUUUGUAUGGCUGGGCUAUGGUUCAGUCGCUGCCCUAUGGUGGUUUCAAGUGGGAAGAAAAUGUAAAUAAUGAUUUUGACUUUAAUGUUCCUGAUGAUGGUCCAAUUGGUUAUAUCUUGGAAGUUGAUUUGGAUUAUCCAGAUCAUCUUCAUGAUAAACAUAGCGAUUUUCCAUUUUGUCCAGAACGCUCGAAGCCACCAGGGUCAAAAGAGCAGAAGCUCCUAACUACCCUCCUACCUAAAAGAAAGCACGUUCUCCAUUAUCGUGCCUUAAAACAAGCUAUUGCCAACGGUCUUAUAUUAGUUAAAAUCCAUCGUGUACUAAAAUUCGAACAAUCCACAUGGUUGAAAAGUUACAUAGACUUUAAUACCAUGCGGAGAACAAAUGCCAGUAAUGAAUUUGAGAAAAACUUGUUCAAAUUAAUGAACAACGCAGUAUUUGGCAAAACAAUGGAGAACGUGCGAAAACAUGUUGACAUUAAACUUGUGACAAAGUGGGAGGGUAGAUAUGGAGCUGAAGCCCUCAUCUCCAAACCUAACUUCCACAGCAGAACCAUCUUUAAUGAAAACUUGGUGGCUGUGGAACUUAGAAAAAUGGAGGUUCUAAUGAACAAACCACUUUAUAUUGGUCUGUCUAUGUUGGAUGUUUCGAAAACGUUAAUCUACGAUUUCCAUUAUGAUUAUAUGUUGAAAAAGUAUGAUGUAAAGAAUUUAAAACUAUUGUACACCGACACUGACAGCCUGAUUUACGAAAUUAAAUGUCCUGAUAUUUAUGCAGAUAUGAAUGUCGAUAUCCACAAAUUUGAUACUUCCGAUUAUCCAGCAAAUAAUAUUUACGGUAUUCCGCAAGCCAACAAAAAAGUUUUAGGUCUGAUGAAGGAUGAAUGCUGUGGAAAAAUUGUUACUGAAUUUGUUGGCUUGCGGAGUAAAAUGUACAGUGUGCGAGUGGAAGAUCAAGAUUUUAUUAAAAAAGCAAAAGGUGUGAAAUCCGCAGUUGUAAAGAAAACUAUUACCUUUGAUGACUACACAUAUUGUUUACGAAAUAUUAAAAUGCAAUCGCGAAUUCAAUAUUGUAUCAGAUCGAAACUUCACAAUGUUCAAACAUUAAAACAAACAAAAAUAGCUUUAAGUCCUUACGACGAUAAAAGAUUUCUGUUAUCCAAUAGUACCGAUACCCUAGCAUGGGGACAUUAUAAAAUUAGACAAAUUAAUGAUGAAGCUAUGGAAUUGUAA
Leptopilina boulardi is the source of this 3831-nucleotide messenger RNA. RefSeq lists its product as uncharacterized. Lineage: Eukaryota; Metazoa; Arthropoda; Insecta; Hymenoptera; Figitidae. Bases 1 to 3831 code for a protein of 1276 amino acids. The transcript has a single exon. The record is from RefSeq and is a predicted model, not a curated record.